Molecule: messenger RNA, 4591 nt
Organism: Drosophila obscura
Lineage: Eukaryota; Metazoa; Arthropoda; Insecta; Diptera; Drosophilidae
Gene: Wnt5
Product: protein Wnt-5
Exons: 10
Coding region: 769-3825 (1018 amino acids)
Biological process (GO): neuron differentiation; cell fate commitment; multicellular organism development
Cellular component (GO): extracellular region
Molecular function (GO): frizzled binding; cytokine activity
Source: RefSeq, a predicted model, not a curated record
CUCAUACAGAGAAACUCUCUCGUGGUGGUUGGUUGAAAUUUCACUUCGCUCUCGCGGAGUUUUUUGAAGUUGCUCUUGAAAGUGCUGUUUACGCCAGCAAACGGACCGUUUAAAUUAAUAAUUUUUAAAUAAAUCGAACGAAACUGUAGGCCAAGCGUGCUAAUAUACGGCUAAUCUAAUUCAGAACUUUCGUUGAGGGUGUACUCCUCGCUCCUUGUCGCGUGUGCUUUAUUCUUGCGAGAUUCCUUCGUGCUGGAUACGGUUGUGGUUGAUUACAUACAUACAUAUAUGCAUACAUUUUUACAAAUCCAGUUCUCGUUUUGUUGUGUAUGGCUGUGUCUAUGCCUAUGCGUGUACAUAUGCAUGUAUGAACAUAAAGAGUGGAGAGUAAAAUUACAUGUUUAUCCUGAAGAAAAAGCGUAUUUCAGUGUAUGUAUCUCGAAAUGGUACUUAUCUAAGGCUGAUCAAACGACGUAGCUACGAUAAAAAUUAAAUGAACUUAAAAUGUAUAUUUUUGAAAUAUAAGAAUUAAAAAGGAUCAAGGAGUAUUAAUUAUACGCUAAAUUAAGCAAGGAACAAAUAUGGAAUACAAACUGGAGCUCAUUCUUUCAAGUUGAGCCUUAAAAUAACAUAAGUCAAAAGAUACACAUAUUAUUAUGUAUUAUGCGGUACCAAUACCAACAGAUCACAUCAAGCUUUUAACUAUAAAAUAAGCAAUUAAAAGUUUAUUGAUCACACACACACACAACAAUAUACCUAUCUCUUAAAAUGGAGUUUUUUAUAAGGAUGCACUGCAUAUUGUGGAAUGUAUAUUUAAUUUGUGUUUUUCUGAUGGCGCCACGGGUUUAUGCUAAUGCUGCAGCUGGAUCGCAAGGUGUGCCGACAUGGAUAUGUCUUGGAAUAAGAUCGCCGUUUAUUGAAUUUGGAAGUCAAGAGGAACAGCUGGCGAAUACAAGUAUUCCUCUUAAUAUCACUAAAGAUGAACAAGCAUAUAUGCACCAAGAGGGUCUGCGUAAACUUGGUACUUUUAUAAAGCCUGUAGAUUUGCGAGACUCUCAGACUGGAUUUGUAAAAGCAGAUCUCACUAAAAGACUGACAAAUGAUCCGCAAAGAUCUCGGCGCAUUCAUCCGAUACAGGAAGAAAUGGAUCAAAAACAAAUUGUACUUCUUGACGAUGAUACUGAUGAAAAUGGUCUGCCCGCUAGCUUAACUGAUGAGGACCGCAAGUUUAUAGUUCCAAUGGCACUAAAAAAUGCAUCUCCUGAUCCUGGGUGGAUUGAUUCUACCUCUUCCCAUCCUCCCAUUGUAAAGUCAACAUUCGUAGCAGCUUCCAAUGCACAACGUCGAGCCACGCCAAUAACGCACAGCAGUACAACGACGAAACUAGAAGUGGACCCUUCUUCCAAUAUAGACGAUUUAAAGAAGCACAUACUGUUUUUGCAUAAUAUGACUAAAACCAAUACAAACUUUGAGUCAAAGUUUGUUAAAUUCCCAAGCUUGCAAAAGGACAAAGCUAAGCAGGCCGCUAGUGCAUCAACGAACGUAAAACGUCCGCCUAGACCAGUUUUCCAAUAUGCUGCGCCGAUAGCCCCGCCGACACGCAAAGUUCCACAGGGCGCACAUACUCCAGGUCAACAGCCGUUUGGCGGUUACUACCAUAACGAUGAAGAUAUAAACAAUUUGUCGUCUUUUCUUAAACCAGUUUCGGAUACCAAUGAUUCUGCUCAAAGCGAUGGGGGCAGAAAGUUGGAUAAAAUCCCCAUAGUUCCUCAAGUACACUUAUUGAAUGAGGAUCAGUCAACGACAUGGUUGACCACUGAAGAGCCAGUGCCGACAAUAGUAAGUCCAGGAAAUUUGGAACCCGUACGCACAACGAAGCGCCCGGCUUGUCUUCGUAAUCCAGAAUCGCCAAAAUGUAUACGCCAGCGGCGACGCGAAGAGCAACAGCGCCAGCGUGAGCGUGAUGAGUGGUUUCGAGGUCAAUCAGAAUACAUACAACCUCGAUUUCAGCCUAUUAUACAAACGAUCAAUAAUACCAGGCGUUUCGCUGUUUCCAUUGAGAUACCAGAUUCUUUUAAAGCACAUACCGCUUUGACUUACCCAUCCGACGAAACAGAGGGUGAAAAGGUGAACCGUAUGAAGCGUUCUCAGCCACGCGGUCAUAAACCCAUGAAAGAUUUGAUUGACGGCUCUGUUGAUAAACAUACUCGCGAAACUGGUUAUUUUGAUCGGGAUAUUGUGAUGACAUCUGCAGAUGUCGCCAGUGGACGCGAUUUCCUGAUCGCUAAGAUGACCGAAAACGGCUUAGUAUCGCCUAAUGAACAGUACAAUGAUACAUCAAGGCUAAAUGCCUACUCUGAAAAAAUAGACCUAAAUCCUAAUAGCUGUUAUAAAAUCAAUGGCUUAAGCUACGGUCAGAAAAAACAAUGUAUGAAGCAUACUAGUGUUAUGCCAGCGAUUAGCCGUGGUGCUCGUGCAGCUAUUCAAGAGUGUCAGUUUCAAUUUAAAAGUCGUCGCUGGAACUGCAGUACAACAGACGACGAAACCGUUUUUGGUCCUAUGACAAAUUUGGCGGCACCAGAAAUGGCAUUUAUUCAUGCACUUGCAGCAGCAACAGUGACUAGCUUCAUAGCCCGAGCAUGUCGAGAUGGCCAGUUAGCGUCGUGUGGCUGCUCGCGUGGGAAUCGACCUAAACAGCUUCAUGACGAUUGGACAUGGGGAGGUUGUGGUGACAACCUGGAAUACGCUUAUAAAUUUGCUACUGAUUUCAUUGAUGUGCGAGAGAAGGAGGCUCAUCGUGAAACUCGCGGGGUUCGCAAAGGGACUCGCGAAUUGAUCCAAAUGCAGGCUGACGAUAUGAAAACAUUUGGAACAACCGAAUUAGGAACAACAAAUUCAACGAUUUUGAUUGAUGAAAAAAAUGACAAUAUCGACAAUGUCUCUAAAGAACUCAGUAAAAGGCCGAGUGGUAACAAUAGUUAUUUACGUAACGAUCUUGUUGUCGCAGCAGCUCCAAUAAAUCUUACAAAAAAGGAAGAUAGUGGACCAGACCUACCAGACGAUCUAUUCGAGCUUCAGCAACGUAUUACAAAAGAAAUACUCAAUUCAAAACUAGAGGGAAGAGAAAUGCUGGUAUUGCAGGAAAAAAUUAAUCGAGAGAUUUUAAACUCGAAAAUUUUUCAAGCAGACGGUAAAAGCAAGAGACGUAAACGGAAGCGGAAAAAUCAACGGGCUGUAGUUGAAGACGCGCCUAAUGCUAGUACCAAUGACAGAGGAAAUUAUGUGGAUAGAGUGGAUACUCGAACCACAACAACUACCAAGGCUCGAAGCCUAAUGAAUUUACAUAACAAUGAAGCAGGUCGUCGGGCCGUUAUUAAGAAAACUCGAAUAACUUGCAAGUGUCAUGGAGUCUCUGGAUCAUGCAGUUUAAUUACUUGCUGGCAGCAAUUAUCAAGUAUAAGAGAAAUUGGUGAUUAUCUGCGGGAGAAAUACGAAGAGGCAACUAAAGUGAAGCUUAAUAAACGAGGACGCCUUCAGGUCAAAGAUUCGCAGUUUAAAGUACCCACAGCGCACGACCUUAUUUACAUAGAUGAAAGUCCCGACUGGUGUCGAAAUAAUUAUGUGCUGCAUUGGCCUGGUACGCAUGGGCGAGUUUGUCAGAAGAGCUCAUCGGGUCUUGAUAGCUGUGCUAUACUUUGCUGCGGUAGAGGCUAUAAUACCAAAAAUAUUGUGGUCCACGAACGGUGUAAUUGCAAGUUCCAUUGGUGCUGCCAGGUUAAGUGCGAAGUUUGUACAAAGGUACUGGAAGAGCAUACAUGUAAAUAGAACUUGUAUAAGCAACGGAAUAAUAAUGUCCAAAUGUUUUAUAUAAGGCCAUUAUAUAUUUAAUGCAUAUUUACAAAAAUUAUUUAUUGAAAUCAAUAAGUUACAAAAUCAAGCAUUCUGCUAAGCUUCCUGGUAUUUAUUCUUUAACAAUUAAAUAGGUUACUAAAUCAUUCGAUUUUCAUUCCUGCGAAAUAAAUAUAGAGUUAACUCAAACUAUUUAACAAUAUUUAAAAUUAAGGCUUGAUUAAAUUAAUAUUUAAAUUUUUUGGCAAAAGAAUUGGGAAAGUAUUUUUACAUGCGCCGGUAUCAGAAUUCGGAACUAAGCAUGUACGUUACUGCUAAUUCGUAAUAAUUUGUAUUCAGCGUAAAAUAGCUUCGAUUUUCAAUACUUCUAAGCUUUUAGUAAGUUUAAUUCGUAAAACGAGUGUAUUAAUAAGUCAGAAUGAUUGCAACUGAUUUUAAAAUAUACAAACUGAUGAGUGUGACGUGUAGCUAAUAAUUCGAUUUUAGCUCUAGAAUAAGUUUACUUAGAUCUAAGUAGAUGCAAUGAUCAACUAAUGCUCGUAACGUAACUUACUUUUGUAAGUAUACAUAUAUAUAAUUUAGAAUUGUGUGUCUUCUAACGUAUGCGAGCACACUUUUCAAUAUAAAAUGUCCAAUUAGUGUUUCAAAAGUUAAGUCGAACAAUGAAUGAUGAAAUAUUGGCUCUCAUCUGUAGAAUCAUAUGCAAAUUACGAAUAAAAAAAUUGUACAUGUGGAAACCAAA